AUGGGGUGGAAAGAGUGCUGUUUUCUUGUUUUCACUUGGCACGGUCCGUUACUUGGUGCUGUUUCCGGUGGUGGUAGGCUUCCAGCUAUGUCAAGGCCAGUUUUUUUCUUGUUCAUUGCAGCACCAAGUAGGGAAAGCUUGGCUUGGGAAUCCAUAAAUGGAGCUUUUGAUACUGCAUCAAAGAUGCUCUUCUUUCUCACCCUCUUCCUGCUCACUUCUCUGUCGUUGCUAGCUCUCGCUUCAAGGGAUUAUGCAGAAGAAGUGAAAGGGAGGAUCGCAAAUGCUAUAAUGCUUCUCCUUUCCGGGCUCGCCAUCUUGGCCUCGCUUAGUUUAUCUGUGUUAACUGUGUUAAACUCUAAAACUGCUUUUGCACGAUAA
Messenger RNA from Populus trichocarpa (black cottonwood), 378 nucleotides. RefSeq names its product S-type anion channel SLAH4. The record is from RefSeq and is a predicted model, not a curated record. Gene Ontology annotation, cellular component: membrane. Lineage: Eukaryota; Viridiplantae; Streptophyta; Magnoliopsida; Malpighiales; Salicaceae. The transcript has 2 exons. The coding region runs from base 1 to 378 and encodes 125 amino acids. Gene Ontology annotation, molecular function: voltage-gated monoatomic anion channel activity. Gene Ontology annotation, biological process: intracellular monoatomic ion homeostasis.